CCGAAAAACAAAAUCGAAAGUACUUUCGUUUUGGCGACGCCACUUAAAAUUUGUUGAUAUUUUAUUAAUUAGUUUUUUUAACGUCUAAGCGGUGGUAGCACAACAAAAUGAACCCUUAUUACGAGGACACUCGAGGUCGAGACAUGAAGGAAGGAGAUGUGAUGGACAUUACCCAGGAGGGUAAAGGAGGGGUUAUGAAGAAACUAGUGAAAGCAGGAUUCAAAGAUGAGAGUUUUCCAAGCUUCGGGGAUCGAGUGACAUUCACUUACGAUGCUUACAUCGGAACAGAGAUAAACCAGGACCAAAAGUUUGAUUCUACAGCGGAUGAGGGGAAGAUGUUCAGUUAUGAAUCAUUAAAAGGAAAAAUUAUAAGGGGCCUUGAAAUGGGAGUGCUGACUAUGGAAAAAGGGGAACAUGCUAUAUUUACAAUUCAACCAGAAUACGCCUUUGGUGAGGCUGGGAUACCAGGAAAGCCAGGAAAAGCAGUUGUCACAUUUGACACCAAAGUCAUUGAUAUUGAAUGUCCUGAUUUUUCUAAUGAGCAGGACAAAUCCAUAGUGAAGAAGAUUAUUACGCAUGGUGUUGGAUUCAAUCAAGCCAACUUUGGAUGUAAGGUGACAAUUGACAUAAAGUGUGAAUGUAAUGGCCACGUCUAUUAUGACUGGGAAAAGAAGACAUUUCUACUUGGUGAGGGCACAGCAAAGGGAACAGAUGUACCUAAAGUUGUUGAGGAAUAUCUGGACACAUGGAAGCCAAAAGAGAAGUCUCAUUUGAAGGUGAAAUCAAAGCAUGCAUAUGGGGAAGCAGGUUGGCCAGAACAAAACAUUCCCCCAAAUCAGGAUCUGGAUUUUGUUGUGACCAUGGGCGAUUUUGAGCGUGUACUUGAGUGGUGGGAAAGUACAUUUGAGCAAAAACUGAACAGAUGUGAUGAAUUCAGGACCAAAGGAAAUAAUUACUUUAAAAAAAAGGAGUAUGCUCUUGCAACUCGGUUUUAUGAGGAGCUGAUAGAACUUGCAGAAAAUGAGAUGUGCAUGACAGGAAAGGAUGAAGAAAGGCGUGUUAAGUUCCUCACAUGUGGGCAUCUCAAUCUAGCUUACGUUUACUUAAAGCAACCAGAGUUGUGCAAAAGUGAUGAAGUGAUAAAAUGUUGUGAAGAAGCCCUGAAACUCGACCCAAAAAAUCCCAAAGCAUUCUACAGAAGAGGAAUGGCGAAGUACGAGCGCAAUCCAGAAGAUGCUGAAAAAGACUUCAGAAGAGUGCUUAAACUGAAGCCAAAAAACAAGGAUGCAGAGCAAAUGAUUCAGAAAUGUCAAGAAGGCAAAAAAGAUGCUAAAAGAAGUGAGAAAACCCUGUAUACACGAAUGGCUGGUGGUGUAAAAGCAAAUGGGGACAGUGACAAGCAAUCAAGAUAAUCUUUUUGUUAUAUGUGUUGGUCUUUAUUGGUGUUGUUUCCUAAGAACAUGAUUCUGAAAUAUUAUUAUUAUUAUUAUACCGGAUUUUUAUAGCUUUAUUAUAUUACCUUUUGAGUCCAGUGAUCAAUGAAUAAUGUUGGCUUUGUAAAGGUUUCUUUUUGUCUGAUCUGAUGUAUUAUAUUACAUUACAUUAAUACAUAUCACAUCAUGUUUUCUGAGAUAUAUGAAGUAUAAUUUUUUACCAUUAUUUACUUUUUAACAUUGAAGAUUUAUAUAUUAAAAUGAUUUAUUACUGAAUAUAUUGAAUAUAUAAUGGCAUACAUGUUUUCUCUUUCCAAACAGUAUCACUGCACUGUUUCUUGUGCCUUGGGAUCAUAACAUAUAGUUCCAUGAAUGCUACGUUCCGAAAUGAAAGUUAACAUGUACCCGUAUAAAACUUAUUUGUGAGGCAUUUUUGAGUUGUGUUAUUUUUGGUCUUUUUAAAUAGCCAUCAUUUAUUGCUUAUUUAUUAGUGGCAUUUUGAUGUUCUACUUUUUGUGUCAUAUUAGACAUAACAAUAUUCAUAGACUAAUAACAUUUGGGUAUCAUGUGUUUGUAUUCCUGGUUGCAUUCUUUCUAUAUAUGGGUACAAUGUUUUUAGAAUAUUGUUGCUGUCUAUUUCUUAUUGCCUUCAUUAUACAUUAAAUAUUAAAUCAG
Molecule: messenger RNA, 2108 nt
Organism: Dreissena polymorpha
Lineage: Eukaryota; Metazoa; Mollusca; Bivalvia; Myida; Dreissenidae
Product: peptidyl-prolyl cis-trans isomerase FKBP5-like
Exons: 11
Coding region: 108-1412 (434 amino acids)
Molecular function (GO): peptidyl-prolyl cis-trans isomerase activity; protein binding
Source: RefSeq, a predicted model, not a curated record